This is a messenger RNA of Salvia splendens (bonfire salvia), 705 nucleotides long. RefSeq lists its product as uncharacterized. NCBI's taxonomy places the organism in Eukaryota, Viridiplantae, Streptophyta, Magnoliopsida, Lamiales, Lamiaceae. The coding region runs from base 1 to 705 and encodes 234 amino acids. The record is from RefSeq and is a predicted model, not a curated record. The transcript has a single exon.
AUGGGAUUCCCAGGACCUUGGAUUGCGCUUAUUGAAAGAUGCAUUGGAACUUGCUGGUUCUCGAUGCUCAUUAAUGGCGCCCCGGCAGGUUUCUUCAAAUCCACCCGCGGGCUCAGGCAAGGCGACCCCAUCUCCCCUGCCCUGUUCGUUUUAGCUGCAGAUUAUCUCUCACAUACCCUUGACAAACUUAUUCUUGGGCACAAUGAGAUGACUUUUAAAGCCACCCGUGGAAGCUUGGAGAUCAGCCACCUCGCUUAUGCUGACGACAUCAUUAUAUUCACACAAGCGGCCACGACGUCCCUCAGGAGACUCAGAGCGUGCCUCGACCACUAUGCAGAGGUGUCGGGCCAACAAAUCAAUCUAGCCAAUAGCAACUUCUACAUUGCCGAUGCGCACGAAGGAUGGUCGAACUCAAUCCAAACGGAAGGGGGUUUCUCUAGAGGUACUUUCCCUUUCCUUUAUCUGGGGGUCCCUAUUUACCGAGGUGUUAAGCGCUCAGAUAUGUUCAUGUUCCUUCGGGAAAAGAUAGCGGCGAGGAUCUCAGGUUGGGCCCAUCGACACCUGUCCUUCGGGCGGAGACUCACCUUGAGAUCAAGAGCACGCUUGAGGCGGUCCCACUGCAUAUUUUCCAAGCAAUUGAGUCUACGGGUGGAGCCCUCAAGCAGUGGACCAACAAAUGGCUUGCUUCUUCUGGGGCUCGACUAG